CCCACUACUUGAGAAUGAGAUCCAAGUCACAGGAGGUCAGAUUAGGCUGCUUGUGAAAUCUGAGUACUGUAUUUCGACACGUUGGCUUUUACCUCACACAAAACUUUGAGUGAGUACAUCGUUGUUGUGGAGGUGCAAUCAUCGAGCUAGAUGAACACACCCAAGUAGCUUCCAUGGCUACGCUAAACUUGUGCUCAAGUAUCACGGCUGCUCAUCAGCUGCCUUUGCUGCUAGUAGUCAUCUUCUACUUCUUGGUCCUCUCACCGCACGUCCCUCGUGCCACGUCUCUCUCCUUCAGCUACGACGCCUUCAACCCCGAUGACUUCAGGCCGGAGGACGACGCGAGGGUCACCGCCGGCAGGAUCGAGCUGCUCGGCGACGAGUUUGCAGGGCGUGCCAGGGGCCGCGCGUGGCACAAGCAGCCGGCACAGCUCUGGGACGGCACCACUGGCGAGGCUGCCAGCUUCACCGCGAGCUUCAACUUCAGCAUUCAGUCAGUGCCUGGCAAGAGCACUGCCGACGCCGGUCACGGCAUGACGUUCUUCCUCGCGCCGUACAUGCCGGACCUGCCGCAGGAGUCUUACGAUGGCUGCCUUGGCCUCUUCGAUGAGAGCCAGGCGCCAAACUACAGGACGGUCAACGCGUCCGGCGGCGCGAGGUUCGUCGCGGUGGAGUUCGACAUCCACAUGGAUGUCUGGGACCCGAGCAGCCGGCACAUCGGCGUCGACGUGAACAGCGUCGACUCGCACGGCGACUACACGAUCUUGCCUGACGGCAGCCUCGUGGACGCUGGCGAGAUGUCCGCAACGGUCGUCUACGACAACGGCACGAGAAGGCUGGACGUCGCCCUGGUCGUCGGGAGCGCCACUUACAGCACCGCAGCCACCGUGGACUUGCGAAGCUUUCUGCCGGAGCAGGUAGUUAUCGGCUUCUCGGCAGCGACAGGAGACGAGUACCCCGGCAACCACACCGUGCUCUCGUUCUCCUUCCACUCGACGUUGCCGACCAAGAACAGCACAUCCCUCCCUGCGACCUCGUCCACCAAGAAUAUCACCCUACAGCUAAGCGCCGGGGUGGCCGCCGCUGCUGUGCUGGUUCUCCUGCUUGUCGCCGCUGUCGCGGUGUUACUAGUUCGGCGCUCAAGCAGAAGGAGCAAGCAACCAUACGACGAAGAGAAGCUGACCACGGACGGCGAUGACUCCCUCGACGCCGUCGACGACGAGGACUUCGAGUCCGGCACGGGGCCCCGACCCAUCCCGUACGCCCAACUCGCGGCGGCGACAAGCGACUUCGCGGAGGAGGGGAAGCUGGGGCAGGGCGGGUCUGGGUCGGUGUACCGGGGCCACCUGAAGGAGCAAGGCCGCGACGUCGCCAUCAAGGUGUUCUUCAGGGGAGCGUCCAUGGAGGGGAGGAAGGAGUACCGGUCCGAGGUCACUGUUAUCAGCCGGCUACGGCACCGGAACCUCGUGCAGCUCAUCGGCUGGUGCCAUGGCCGGAGACGGCUGCUGCUGGUCUACGAGCUCGUGAGAAAUGGCAGCCUUGAUGGCCACCUCUACAGCAAGGAGGUGACGCUAACUUGGCCGAUGAGAUACCAGAUCGUUCUUGGAUUGUCCUCCGCCGUGCUGUACCUCCACCAAGAAUGGGACCAGUGCGUCGUCCAUGGCGACAUCAAGCCGAGCAACAUCAUGCUGGACGAGUCCUUCGACGCCAAGCUAGGCGACUUCGGCCUCGCGCGGCUCAUUGAUCACGGCAUGAGCCUGCAGACGAUGACCGCCGUCGCUGGCACGCCGGGCUACCUCGACCCAGAGUGCGUCAUUACCGGCAAGGCCUCCCCCGAGUCCGACAUGUACAGUUUCGGUGUCGUGCUGCUGGAGAUCGCCUGCGGGAGGCGGCCCAUGGCGCCGCCCAGCGCCGGUGAGGGGAAGGACGGUCAGGUGUUCCGUCUGGUGGAGUGGGCGUGGGACAAGCACGGCCGGGGCGAGGUGCUCGAUGCCGCCGACGAGCGGCUCGGCGGAGAGUUCGACCGGUGGGAGAUGGAGCGCGUGGUCGCCGUCGGGCUCUGGUGCGCGCACCCCGACCCCAAGAUGCGGCCGGGGAUCCGGCAGGCCGCCGAGGCGCUGCGGUCGAGGAAGUUCAGGAUGCCGCUGCUGCCGCCCAAGAUGCCGGUCGCCGUGUACCUGGAGCCAUUCGGUGCAUCCACCAUGCAGUUCGCCGACACCACCACCUCUGCCGGGUCUUCAGCUGCCAUGCCGUACACAUCGACGACAAGCCGCGCGACGGCGACGGGCUCGUCCAAUUCCAGCUCGCCGCCGGCGCUCACUGAACACGUAAGCCCAAGAGUGGGUAGUUGAUUGAAUGAAAAUAUAUGCACGUAACUACGCAAGUCAUUUCAAUAUUUAUAUCUUUUGAAGAACUCAUCAGGAGACCGAUGAAAUCAUUGCUUGAGAACUCCAACUGCUCUGCUUGUUUAACAAUUUCAAGUGUAAGUAGGGGUCCAGAUGUGUUUUGGAUACCUCCUCACUUCGGUUUCUGAAUUAAUUUUGAGUUUUUUUUUGCGUGAAUUUACUACCCUGCCUUUCAUCUUUGUUUCCCGUAUUACUCUUAUACGAAUUUGUUUAUAUUUAUAUACUUUUAAAUAAUACGUUAUUUUAUAAAUAACUA
Molecule: messenger RNA, 2661 nt
Organism: Phragmites australis (common reed)
Lineage: Eukaryota; Viridiplantae; Streptophyta; Magnoliopsida; Poales; Poaceae
Product: L-type lectin-domain containing receptor kinase IX.1-like
Exons: 2
Coding region: 174-2351 (725 amino acids)
Biological process (GO): protein phosphorylation
Cellular component (GO): plasma membrane
Molecular function (GO): ATP binding; carbohydrate binding; protein kinase activity
Source: RefSeq, a predicted model, not a curated record